Molecule: messenger RNA, 4885 nt
Organism: Branchiostoma floridae (Florida lancelet)
Lineage: Eukaryota; Metazoa; Chordata; Leptocardii; Amphioxiformes; Branchiostomatidae
Product: protein phosphatase PTC7 homolog
Exons: 6
Coding region: 196-1101 (301 amino acids)
Source: RefSeq, a predicted model, not a curated record
CUCAUUACGCAAUCCAUGACGUCAGGGGAAACCUGUCAUGCGCAGUGGCCUGGUCAAGAUGGCGUCGCUAAAAAUGCAGUCAGAACCGGAGGAAGCCGCGACUUUGUGACCGAGUUUUGUCCUUCAUUUGGAGCGGAGUUGCGUCCAUCGGGGCCGUUCCAAGGCAUGUGAAGACGACCGGGAAGCCACAGAAGCAUGCAGUCGGUGAUCGUGUACGGUCGCAUGCUGACGAGAGCUCUACUUUCUCCCGCCACCACUCAGGACCUGCGGACGAAGAGAAAACGAGACUUGUGCCUGGUUUCAACCGCGCAAGGAUUUUCCAAAGACUUCAACAAUUCAAUACACAAGAAGGGACUUUUCGGCGACGAUGCCUACUUUAUAGCAAGAUAUAAAAACGUAGACGUCUUAGGGGUAGCGGAUGGGGUUGGAGGAUGGCGAGACUACGGAGUGGAUCCUUCGCUCUUCUCAAGUUCCUUAAUGAAGACCUGUGAAAGACUAGUGCUGGCAGGACGCUUCAAACCCACAUUACCCAUCGGGCUCAUCGCAGCCAGCUAUUACGAGUUGUUAGAAAGUAAAGGUCCAAUUGUAGGUAGCAGUACAGCAUGUGUCCUAAUCCUGGACCGCCCCAGCAGAACACUGUAUUCUGCAAACCUAGGUGACUCAGGGUUCAUGGUGGUGAGGAAAGGAGAAAUUGUACAUAGAUCAGAAGAGCAGCAGCAUUACUUCAACACCCCCUUCCAGUUGUCAUUAGCAUCUCCACGGGAGGAUGGGUUGGUGCUCAGUGACAGCCCAGAGGCAGCUGGCUUCAUGUCCUUCCUGGUGGAGGAGGGGGACCUCAUCGUCACGGCAACAGAUGGGCUGUUUGACAACCUAUCAGACUCCAUGGUCUUAAAGGAAUUAUCAAAACUUAGGGAUCACAAGUACGAGAACAUCGAGCGAACGGCGCAGAACUUGGCAGAACAGGCGCAGGAGUUGGCCUUUGACCCAGAGUACAUGUCACCCUUCGCCACAGAAGCACAGCAGGCUGGGAUAGAUGUCAAAGGAGGAAAACCAGAUGAUAUUACGGUGCUGCUGUCAGUGGUCGCUCUGUAUGCAGACUAGUAGGACAAUGGGGGGUGGGGGGUUGUAGCUUGGGUAAUGUUAUAUUUACUUGGUCAAAUCAGUCAUUUCUUUCAAGUUGUAUCCAUCUAGAUCAACUUCCAUUCAAUCAGUCCAACACCUGAAUGUAAUUUUCUGUCUAGUCUGUCACAAUGUGAGAGCUAGAUCUGACACUUCCUGGCUACGGUCAAAAACACAACAAGAAAUAACUGUCGGCAAAAACAAACCAUGUCAUGUGCAGAAACCUGUACGUAUGAUAUUUGAAUCUAAGGGAGGAAAGUUCUCUAUCAGAUUUGUGUGAAUUGGUAGAUGGCUUGUUUGAUGACAUUGACUGACCUUGUCCAGAUGGGUGGGUGUGGGAGGGGGGCAGAUUUUUACUGACUUGUGUUUAAGUGUUACAGAUUGUACCUUGCAGUGUCUAUCUUCUGCAUUUCUGUACAUUUAUUGUCUGUCUGUAUAUAAACAGAAGUGACGGGAAGCUUGAUAUGCUAAGUUUAUUUAGCAUAAUGGUAUCUUUUUUAUGUCUUAAUUAAUUGUAUUUCAAGACAAAGUUUCUAUAAAUGCGUCAGCAUAACUACUUGGAUAUCACUUUUAACCAUCCCCUCACGGUGUAUAGUUCACAUACAUCAAACUAUCAACUCUGAAAUGUUCAAGGGCCAGUAGUCAUUCCUUUAGUCAGUGGAAAGUGACAAGGAUUUGAAUUAGACAAUACUCUCAAAGAAAGUCCAACAGUCUUGCAUCUACACUGUAGUUUUCUUUGAGUAUUUUGUACGAAGUUCAGCCUGUUUUACUAUGUAAAAUGGGCUGUUGGUACUCAGUGUAGAGUUGCAACAUUGAGAGGAAACCAAUAUUAUGUUGAAAAAUGAUUGAGGAGAAAGAAAUUAUUACAGUGCCCUGUCAAUCAAAGAUAGGCUUCUCCCACUACAAGCUCUCUCUCUCCUCCCAGUUAACCCUCUCCCCACUGAGGAUGCAUUCAUACACUAAAGAUGUAUUUAUUUCAACAUAUGUCAGUAGGGGGAAGGUUAAGAAAGAAACCAGGCACUAUAUGUUCUAACUGAAGGGACGGUUUGUCUUGCCAAAGUCAGAAUUGUUAUGAAUAGUCACUGUUAAGUGCUUUGGAACCUUAAACAGUAUUUGAAGUGUAUCGAGGUAUACAUAAGAAAGUAUUGAGUAGCUGUUGCAUGACUCUGUGUGUUAUACAUGUAUGCUCCUAGGUACUUAUUCCUAUGUAUUUUCCUCUGGUAGUUUUGAUUUUAGUUGUUCAGUGGAACAAGACAUUUUUGAGGUGGCUUUCUCGUGGAAACUCAAUUCUCAAUUGUUCUGUUAAUGUUAGAAGGAUACAAACAUGUGAAGAAGAAAAAGAAGAAAAUGACGUCUAUGUGAGAAAUGCACCAAAGGCAUUGACCACUUUUAGCCAUUGAAUGUUAUGUAGUUCGUUAUGGGUAGCAUUUUAGUAAGCUCACAUACGACCAUAGACAGAAAAGAAUGAUUUUAGAUUUAGUAAAUGUAGUAGGAAUUAUUUCACUGUAGAAAGGGCUUGAGAAUGACGAAAAAAAUGUGACAAAAACGUGUAGGUUUUAGUAGAAACCUGUCACCUAAAUAUGCACUGUACAGUACCAAAGUAUUAAGCUGCUGUUGAUGUGAAAGGUGUAAAUAAUAAGAACUGAGAGACCUUUAAGAACAUAUUUAUGUGGACAUGAAACGUAUCAACAUGUAAGGUAGUGGGCAGGGUGGGACUUAACAAUGCAAGUGUAGAAGGAGCGAGAAUUGUGCCUAGCUUAGUACUAACAUGUUGACCAUGUUACACCAGAUUUGUGUUAUGAGGGAAAAUUCAAUUUAUUAAUAUUUCAGCUUUUUCUAUGGUAGACAUUUCCCUUAGUGGUCUUCUUGUAUUAUAUGUUAAACCCUGUUGUUAGCUUUUUGAAAAUCACAUGUUUAAGCUGGGCCAAAGCUGCAGAUUAUACUUAUAGGUGCCAAGAAGUUGUUCAAUGUUAACGGAUACUAACACUAGUUUGUGCUUUCUCAAAGUUAUUUUUUUUUCUUACAUUUUGAGGAACUCAAAGGAUGUUUGUCUGAUGUUUUGACAAGGAAGAUUUGGUUAUGAUGUUACUUCAGCUGUUUACAAAGCGUGUUAUUGUUGACCGUUAAAUUUUGUAGCUACCUGUGGUGAGGAAGGUAUAACAAAAAUAUCCCUGAGAAUUUUUCUCUUUAAAGUAACAUACUUCACUAUGUUACCUGAUGUAUAAACCCUUUGGUCUGUGAUGUUUUGUGAAGCUAUGACUUUGUCGAAUGCCAAAUGACCCAAAGGCUGUAUUUUUUAAUAUGUUUUCUGGACUGAAGCGAGUGGUUUAUGAUAAGCGGAGAUACAGAAAUGGCAUGGAAGAUGGUAAUGGCAGUUGGAUGUAGAAAUGACAAAAUUUGGGGGUGUCUUCACUGUAGUGCCUGUACGCUUGCACUGCAAGAAUGGUACACCCUAGUCCCUUAGGAAACCAGUUACCCUGGGGGGGCAGCCGGGAUUGGGCAGCUAGGACAGUUUAUUCGGUGGCCCAAUACAGUCUGGCCCGUCGAUCUCCUAUUAGCGCCCCGGGGAGUUAAUGCCCGAUGAGGUCCACCUGCCCAAAAGGGUAGCGAUAACUCUUAGCCUAAACUCCCUGGAGCGCUAAUGUGAGAUCGGAGGGCUGACUGCCUUGGGUCCCGAACAUUGGCUACCCGAUCCUGUCUGGUACCCAGGGUAGAAACCAGUGGGUAUUACCACAUCUGGAAAAAGGAAUGAUGACUUGAGGGGUAAAAAAGAAGUAGACUAAGUUUAUGGCAAAGUCUUACUUCAUGUUGAGACAGAGAGAGAGGAAGAAAUUAUAGGUGAUUUCUCGUGUCUGCAUUGAGUAGUUUUUGUCAGUUGUACAUCAUGUACUGCACUUGUCAUCAUGUCAUGUUUGUCUGUUCUCAGUACUUACGAUACCACUGAUACUACGUAUGUCAUGUUUGCAGCACUGCUAGAUGGACAACUUACAGCAUGUCUUCAGUACUUCUCGGUUUUGUACAUCUCUGCUACACUUUGAUUACCGCAGUCUUCUUUGUACGAUUGAGGCUAUAGACGUGCUUUUGCUUGUUGAGCAGAUUUUCCUGUCAAAAUUGUGAAAAAAGAAUUGUGAAAUUGGAUUCAACUGAAAAAGGUAGUUUUGGGACUCCAGUCAAAAAAAAGGUGGAUGGGCAGAAGCAUCCAAUGUUGUUCUUUUUUCAUCAAUGGAAAAGCAGAGGCAACUUUGGUGAACAAAUUAUUUGGCUGGCCUCACCAUAGUUUGGCAUGAAUAUUAUGUGGAAGUUGCUGUGUACAUCAGUAUUAUGCUUGUAAGAUACUGCAUUCAAAUUUACGACUUGUUCAUAGUUCAUGCUAAUUGGCUUAGUGCAAUACUGUUCUGAUCAUGACUACAUCUGCAGUGUAAGACAUGCACUCAUGUAGUCAACAUGAUUAGUCCACCCCCCACCCCAUAAAUUUUAUUUUUACACAGAAGAGUUAUUCCUGGCAUGUACAUUUUUGCUGAAACCACCCUGGGAAACAAUUCCAAACAUAACAUCUAUAGUACAGCUUUGACCAAGUUUCUAUUUUGCUGUGUUGUAAUUAUUUCUGAACCUUCCCACCACAUACAAGGUAAUGAACAUAGUCGAAUGUAGAAGAAGCAGAAAUGAUCCUCUGACAAACAUUGACAAACCGGUGCUGUAUAGGGAGAGUGGAACUUGUCUUUUUUUGUGUAUUCAGAGAUUUGUAAAUAAACUUUGUGGAUAGUAA